AUGGGAGCAAAAAAAAGUCGUUUGAAUUCAGGGCAAUGCCCUAGCGUUGAGUUGAAAGAUGCAGCAACACUAAAUGCCAUAAUAGGUACGAAAAAUCGCAGAAAUGGAAAAAAUAAAGAGAACACAGUUAUUCAUAGCCGACAUAGCAGCUACAGCAUGAAAAACAACAAUGAUGUGCACUGCCUUUGUCGCAACGCCAAAGGUGUGAGACCACAGAGAAAAUUGAGCGAUCUAAGUGCCUCUAAUAAUACUCGGGCUCUGAAAUUCAAACAACCACUGGAUGAGACACAGAGAGAAUUUGAAGGCAAGGCGAGACCAAAGGCAAGCGAAAUACCAGCGAAAUUAAAUCGAUCUCAUGGGUCUGAGAAAUACAGCAACUGUGCAAAAACAACAGCAGGGAGGACAUACGGGGUGGAACCCGGAAAUAAGCUCCAAGAUAUCAGUUCACAUAGCGCAGUGUGCUCUUGUAGCACUUGUAGUAGGCGCAUGAGAGAACUGUCAGAUGCCGAAGCAAUAGCAAGGGCCAUAACAGAAUACUGUUCCAUGCAGCGCCAAAAUGCGCAAGAUAGAGAGAGGAAUCGCCACAGACGCGGCACAUGCAAUUGCCACAUUUCAGCGGGAUAUAAUUGGCAACAACAAGGAACAGUAAAACCAGAUCUGAGAGAAGAAAUGCACCAAAUGUGGGACUGCGCGCAACGCAACAGAAGUCAGGUAAAGAGUAGCAAAUUUUCAACAGAAACAAACCAUUGGGAAACAGAGCAAAUGAAAAAAGAAAUACAAGUUCCACAAAGUAGACACCAACAGAUCCGGAGGCAAAAUCAAACAAGACAAAGAAUUCAGUUAGUAAAAGAACCGCAAGUUAUGAGAAACAAUAUCAGAAGACAAUAUUGUGCGGAACUAGAACAAAAUGCUGAAGAACAAUCCGAAAUGGAAGAAAUCUCCGUAGAGGAUAUAGAAGUACAAAAAGUGCGGAGCGCAAAAAUGGAAAGAUAUUCGCCCGUUGCUUCAAGAAGAGAACACCAACCACUUAGAAGGCAAACCCAAGAAAACAAAAGAAGACCCCGAAGUCAUUCAGUAGAAGAAACGGAAAAUAUGAGAAACAACGUCAGAAGACAACCUUAUGCAGAGCAAGAACAAAGUGCUGACGAGCAAUCCGAAAGGGAGGAAAUCUCCAUAGAGGAUAUGGAAUUAGAAGUACAAGAACAUGCAAAAGGUUGCAGAUGUUGUGAUUGUCAGCAAAACAAAACUGCUGAAGAGGAAUCCGAAGUAGAUGAAAUAUCCGUAGAGGACAUAGAAUUAGAAGUACCAAAAGUGCGGUCCAAAAAAAUGAAGGGAGAUUCAGCCGUUGUUCUACAAAGUGGACACCAACAGCUCCGGAGGCAAAAUCAAGACAAGAAAACAAGACCAAGAAGUCAUUUAAUAGAAGAACGACAAAUUGAUAGAAGCAACUUCAGAAGACAACCUUACGCGGAACAAGAACAAAGUGCUGAAGAUCCAUCGGAACGGGAAGAAACCUCCAUAGAGAAUAUAGAAUUAGAACUACAAGAAGUGCGGACUGAAAAACUGGAGAGAGAUCCACCCGUUGCUUUAAAAAAAGGACACCAACCACUCAGAAGACAAACCCAUGAAAAUAAAAGAAGACCACGAAGUCAUUCAGUGGACGAAACGAAAAAUAUGAUAAACAAUAUCAGAAUACAAUCUUAUACGGAACAAGAACAAAGCGCUGAAGAACAAUCCGAAAGGGAAGAAAUCUCCAUGGAGGAUAUGGAAUUAGAAGUACAAGAACAUGCAAAAGGUUGCAGAUGCUGUGACUGUAAGAAAAACAAAAUUGCUGAAGAGGAAUCCGAAGUAGAAGAAAUCUCCGUAGAGGAAAUAGAAUUAGAUGUACAAGAUGAGUGGACCGAAAAAAUGCCUGGUGAUUCAGCCGUUACUUUACAAAGUGGACACCAACAACUCCAGAGGAAAAAUCAAUACAAUAAAACAAAACCAAGAAGUCACUCAGUAGAAGAAACGCAAAAUAUGAGGAACAACGACAAAGGAAAAUCACAUGCGGAACAAGAACAAAAUGCUGAAGAGCAAUCUGAAAUGGAAGAAAUCUCCAUAGCGGAUAUAAAAUUAGAGGUACAAGAAGUGCGGACAAAACCCAGAAGUCAUUCAGUAGAAGAAACUCAAAAUAUAAGGAACAACGUCAGAGGAAAAACAUAUGCGGAACAAGAACAAAGUGCUGAAGAGCAAUCCGAACGGGAAGAAAUCUCCGCAAAGGAUAUAGAAUUAGAACUACAAGACGUGCGCACAGGAAAAAAGGAGAGAGAUUUGCCCGUUGCUCCACAAAGUGGACACCAACAGCUCCGGAGACAAAAUCAAGACAAUAAAACAAGACCAGUAGAAGAACGGCAAAUUGUUAGAAGCAACUUCAGCAGACAACCUUACGCGGAACAAGAACAAAGUGCUGAAGAGCAAUCCGAAAUGGGUGAAACCUCCGUAGAGGAUAUAGAAUUGGAAGUACAAGAACAUGCGAAAGGUUGCAGAUGCUGUAAUUGUAAGAAAAACAAAAUUACUGAAGAGCAAUCUGAAGUAGAAGAAGUCUCCGUAGAGGAUAUAGAAUUAGAUGCACAAGAAGUGUGGACUGACAAAAUGGGGAGGGAUUCGCCCGUUGCUUCAAAAAGAGAACACCAUCCACUCAGAAGGCAAAUUCAAGAAUUUAAAAGAAGACCACGAAGUCAUUCAGUAGAAGAACCGCAAAGUAUAAGAAACAAUAAUACAAGGUUAUAUUAUUCGGAUGAAGAACAAAGUACUGAAGAGCAAUCCGAAAGGGAAGAAAUCUCCAUAGAGGAUAUAAAAUUAGAAGUAGAAGAAGUGUGGACCAAACCAGUGCUGAGAGAUUCGGGCGCUGAUCUACAAAGAGGGCACCGAUCGUUCGGAAGGUAUAAUCAAGACAAUAAAACAAACCCAAGACGUCAUUCAGUAGAAGAACGGCAAAAUGUAAGAAACAGCAACCGAAGGCAGAUUCAUACUAAAGGUUGUUUAUGCUGCGAUUGUAAAGAAAGAAGAAAACUAAGAGAAAUCAUGCACGAAAGUGAAGUAUUGGUAAAUAAAACAAAUCUGGAAACCCGGUCAGAAGAGGAAUCAAUAAGCGAAGAACGAGGAAUAUUAUCCACAAAAAAUAUGCAAAAUAGACCUCAAUCGCACCCAAAUAGAGAGCAACCACAAAGUGAACAAUUUUCAACGACGGAUAUAAAGGUACAAGUAAAAACAAAAAACGAAGCUGAAAACAAACGACGACCACGCAGAAGUGUAGAAGACGAUUCACGAAAUAGGCGAAGCAGCAAUCAGGCUAGACAAAAGAGAACGCCACUAGUAAGCACGGAAGGAAAAGAUAUUUCUGUACGAAAACGAGGAUUACAUUCACAACAAAUUGAAGCUAUAGAGGGCGACGAACAAUCUGUAUCAGAAGCAGUGGCCAAUGAAGAGAAGUUACAAAAUCGCAAGAGAUCACGAAAAAAAUCAAGGGAAGGAGGUCACAACGGUUUCAGUAACUAUAGAAAUGAUCGAUCAGCAGAGGAUAAGAGCAGACGUAGUAGCGAGAGCAAAAAAGGCGAAAGAAAGUCGGACGCUUUGGUAGCGGAAGUAAAAAUAACAAGAAGAAAGCAACGAGUUAAAGAUAACUACCAAACAGAACGACAUCGCAAGAAAAAAACAGGUGUGCCAUUAACAAAACGCUGCAAAUUCAGCGAGGACCCAUAUACGGACUCUAAACAAUGGCGUCUAGAUGUGGAUGGAAGAGCUGACGCUAAACAACGCCGCGCUGAACAACAAAUAGCACUACAAAAACGGCUACAAGAACAAACGAAGGACACACAAACACAACAUAAAUGCUGCUGUUGCAAUCCACUGCCACGCUGUUUCCCACAAUCUUUCUGUGAAUUAUGCUCAGAUUCAGUUACGAUGAGUUGCUGUGAAGAACCGCGGCCACCAACUCCCAGUUUUCCGCCAACAUUAUGCAGCUACCCAUCACCAUCGUGUUGUUUCUCACCACCUCCUCAUUGCUUCGAACCACCGACAUGCUUUGGACCAGAGUGUCCCUGCUGCUGUCAACCAAUCCCAUAUUGGUGUACACCUUCCAGUAGUUGUACAACACCUGGCUCAAUUCCCUAA
Molecule: messenger RNA, 4155 nt
Organism: Anastrepha obliqua
Lineage: Eukaryota; Metazoa; Arthropoda; Insecta; Diptera; Tephritidae
Product: trichohyalin-like
Exons: 1
Coding region: 1-4155 (1384 amino acids)
Source: RefSeq, a predicted model, not a curated record